Molecule: messenger RNA, 841 nt
Organism: Mycena citricolor
Lineage: Eukaryota; Fungi; Basidiomycota; Agaricomycetes; Agaricales; Mycenaceae
Source: the annotation of a GenBank genome assembly
AUUAUAUUUCCCAUCUGACGUGGGCUAACCCACGCGGGUAAUACUUUGCUGUGAGCGACCACUGUUCGAACUCAUGCUCUGGAUUAAUCCAGGCGGAAUCGUCCACACUGCGACAUAUAUCAGGACGUAAAUUAUUUCGUCCCAAAGCCAUGGGAGGUACUCAGGCAAGAAGUUUGCCUCCCACUGUCCCAACGAGAAACAUGGGGUUGCAAUCGAGCAUGACAUCAUACAGUACAGUACAACGUGGCUGUGUGAUGCCAUUUUCGCUUGCCCCUCCUCCUCCUCCUUUCUUCUCCGCCCUCUCCAUUCGAUGAGCGCGUCCUACCCAACCAUCACGAUCGAUAUGGUCCUCGACCGCAACACGACCAGGGAGGUGCUCAACGGUGUCCUGCACGCGAUCCUUUUCCACCGCCUGUUCGGGCUCGUGAAGCCCCAGACGUUCGAAGUUCUCGAUGUCACGCUCCCCGGUGUAUCGGACACUGAGAUCGAGCAGCUCGUCAAUGAGAAGGUCGAGGCGUUCCGGAGGAAUUCUCAGAUCACCGUGACGUUCUCGGAAAAGCGGCCAAAGAAGUCGUGGUUCCAAGUGUACAUGGGUGAGGAGGAAGUACCAUGGGAACAGUGGGUAAUCAACGCGGAGGUGCGACAGCCUAGAACAGACCGCGACCGACAACAGUUCGACACAACACUGGCUGCCACGCUGACGAAAGCAGUCCAGACGAUGCUCACGCACACGUCUUCUGAGAAAGGGCGUCAAGCGGUUCCGCUCAUCACCAAUUCGUCCGGCAUAUCUCCGUUUCCUCUGCGAAUAGUGACUAAUGUCGGCGGUGUCGAGGUCGGAUAG